Molecule: messenger RNA, 561 nt
Organism: Cylindrotheca closterium
Lineage: Eukaryota; Bacillariophyta; Bacillariophyceae; Bacillariales; Bacillariaceae
Source: the annotation of a GenBank genome assembly
AUGGCCACUCGAAGAAUGCAACUGCUCAAAAUGGUGCAACGAAGCACAAGAGUCCAAAUGAAAACCGAAUGUCAAACCAGCAGCGUGCGAUUGUUCGCGUCGGUAUCCCAAGGCGGAGAGGAAUAUGUUUCACCAUUUCAAGAGAUUUUCAACACAAUUGAAGAAGGCAAAACAUUCUUGGGGAGCAAAGAAUUCAGAAUACCCGAAACCAAAACUCUCAAGUGCGGUGUCCCGGAACACGUUCUCCGAUUCAAAACCACAACCUACGGAAGAUUGCUGGAGGAACCGUACGUCCGACCCAAUGAACACAGAAUCACUCUACAAGUUCCAGUUUCGCACAUUCCACUUAACGAGAUUGAAGAAAUUGCUCUGAGGGAAAUUGUAGGAACUCGACUCAAUGAGGAGACUGGUAUUUUGCGAUUGAGCUCGGCGCAAUUUGGUAGCCGCAUUGAAAACAAGAGACAUGUGGUCUCGAUGCUAGACCGCAUCGUGGAAUCCACAAAGUCCUUGGCAGCCAAAGUGCAGGCCGAAAUGGGAGCAGAAGAAACUGUCAAGGCCUAA